Molecule: messenger RNA, 973 nt
Organism: Malaya genurostris
Lineage: Eukaryota; Metazoa; Arthropoda; Insecta; Diptera; Culicidae
Product: protein takeout-like
Exons: 4
Coding region: 143-892 (249 amino acids)
Source: RefSeq, a predicted model, not a curated record
UUUCAUUCUGUCGGUGUACAAGUUCUACUUCCGCGUUGCAAUCGGUUUCACGCGUUAAAACGGUUCGUAAAAUAACGGGUGGCAUCGCGGGUGUGUGUCAAAAGUGUUAACGCAUUUCCAAGGAGAUUAACCAACAUCCAAAAUGAAGGUCAGGAUGCUCACGCUCGGUGGAACGAUGACGGUGCUAAUGAUGUUAAGCCUCUGCGGUGCCGUGAAAUUCCCAUCCGGAUAUAGGCUCUGCAAACAAGAUGAUCAGAAGUGCCUGUUUGAUCAAAUAGCUACCACCCUCUCCAAGCAUUCCCAAGGCAUCCCAGAGGUGAACCUUGCCGCUCUGGACCCUCUGAAGAUUGAAAAGAUGGAUAUCGUGCAAGGAGAUGGUCCGAUCAACAUCGAACUUAACUUCAAGAACGUAGAUUUGACCGGACUGUCAGAAAGUGAGGUUAAAAAGGUUACUGGAUUUACUGCCAACCCUACUAAGAUGGAACUGAGUUUGCUAAUUCCGGUAGCUUCCUUAGUCGGAGGUUACAAAAUCAACGGAAAGGUACUCAUUUUGCCUAUCCAAGGUCAAGGACACAGUAAUAUGACUAUGGUGAACUGCGAUGUCCAUUUGAAGUGGACCGGCAAACUGGUGGACCACGCCAACGGAAAGAAACACUAUCAAAUGGACAAAUUGAAGGCUGGCGUAGACACGACCCGUUUCUAUAUGAACUUCUCCAGUCUGUUCAACGGAGACAAAGCAUUGGGUGACAACAUGAACCAAUUCCUGAACGAUAAUUGGCAGGAUAUUCUCAAGGAACUGAAACCGGCGAUCGUGAAAGCGUUCGCACAAAUCUUCCAGAAGGUGAUAUCGAACGUUUUCGACAAAGUGCCGUACGAUGAGCUGUUUCAGUAAAUGAGAUGAGGUACAAUUUUUGCGUUUUGUGAUAAAGAGAGCAGAGUGAAAUAUAGUGUUUAAUCAAUUGAUUGAUUUUGA